Phytophthora nicotianae INRA-310 is the source of this 2542-nucleotide messenger RNA. RefSeq lists its product as hypothetical. Gene Ontology annotation, biological process: regulation of DNA-templated transcription. NCBI's taxonomy places the organism in Eukaryota, Oomycota, Peronosporomycetes, Peronosporales, Peronosporaceae. The transcript has 2 exons. Gene Ontology annotation, molecular function: DNA-binding transcription factor activity. The record is from RefSeq and is a predicted model, not a curated record. The coding region runs from base 547 to 2334 and encodes 595 amino acids.
CCUUGACAACGCAACAACCAUCACUCCUGGUCGCAGCAGGAAGAUUCUUGUGAAAGAAAGGGCUUGAUUGCGGAGGAGACAGCGGAGAUCUCUCUGCUUGCCAGGCGGAGACCCUGGCACCAAGGUGCUCGAUGUGCCGCGCAGAUGGAGAAGCUCGCAGCCGGCGUUGCCCUGCAGCAGUGCGCUACAGGCGCCAGACGACCUAAGCUCGAUCUUUGAAGCAAAAAACGUCGAAGAAGUCAGCAGGUAUCUUUUUUAAAAAACCUCGGUUCCAGAAAGCUGUGUGGCGUACACCAAAGAUCGGAGCCAUAGCCGGGACUUCAACCGAGGUUUUUUUACAUGCUUACCUCCGCCUGCACUGUGCAGCUCGCACGCACAUCAAAUCCAGCGGCCACAAGGGAAAAGGAGUCGGAGGAGGCAAGCCCCCUAAAAAAAUACGAGAAGCGUCGAUAAGCAGCAGGAAGGGAAGUGACCAGGAUCACCCCGCACGUAGAGAGCACUAAGAACACCUUUUUUCCAUUCACGCAUAACGAGCAAGCGGCAGUCAUGACCGAUUUUAUCCGCACCAUUUGGCAGAAUACCGCUAGUGCCAACGGCGCCCAGCAGCGGAAGACCACGACGGAGGCCGUUCAGCCCGUGGACCAGAUCCGCCUGCCGCCGCCGGCCGCAACCCCCUCGGUGUCGGCCAGCGAGCGACUGAUCAAGCUGGAGCCGCCGUCGUCCCCAGCCACCUCUUCGUCCGCUUCCGACUCGGACUCGCACUCGGGAAAGGCCCAGCGCAUGGCCCGCGUGAACGCGCGCCGCGACAAGCGCAAGCCGCUCGAGGCAGCCGACUUGACCCACGCCAGCGCCAGCAAGAAGCUCAAGACAGAGGCCACUCUCGACCCCAGCGGCGAGGAGCGUCUGCGUGCCAUGGAGGCGCAGCUGGAGCACCUGGACCCGGACUCAAAGGAGGCCAAGAAGAAGCGCCGUCUCAUCCGCAACCGCAUGUCAGCUCAGCUCCACCGCGAGCGCAAGAAAGCCUACGUGGGCCAGCUCGAGGACCAGCUGCAGGCCAAGGAGAAGGAACUCAAGGCCCUGCAGGAGCAGCUGGCGGCCAUGGCCGUCGAGAGCGAACAGCUCAAGCAGCAGCUCGGCCGCAAGGAAAGCAUGGACCAGGAGCCGCAGAUCAAGGCUGAACCUGUACCACUCGAGAAGGUUGUACUCCCUGAGUCUGUGGUGGUACCCAACGAGCCGGCAGUGGACUGGGCCGCAUGCCUGGAAGACAUGGACGAGGCCAUGGUCGGCGAGGACCUGCUGUGUGACUUAGACGAGUCUCCCCUGGCCGCGUACGGCCUCACCCCGAUCAGUGAAGACCCCGUGACGGCCGCGUUGGCUGAGGAAGAGCAGCGCCAGAAGAUGCAGGCCCAGACCCAGUCGCACCACGAGAUCCACGCGGCCAAGAAGAACCUGGCCAUGAUGAUGGCCAUGAUGUUCUCAGUCACAUUCUGCGGCCAGAGCGAGUCGGUGGCCAACGUCACAAACGGCAGCAACUUCUCGUCCAUGUUCAACGCUGUACCCGUGAAGGAAUUGUCCCAGAUGAGCAUUGCUUCACGCAUCGUGGCCUGCCUCGAGAAGACGACGUGGGAGGAUUUCCAGGACGUGUCUUCGUGGACAUCCUCGGCCGCCAGCGCCGCUGCGGCCGCGGCCAUGGCCAUGACGGCCGACAAGAAAUCUCGUGCGCAGCAGGCCAACUCUCCUUCGGCCGCUUCAGACGUGACAGACUCGGGCUCGUGCGCCUCCCCCAAGGAGCUCGAGGACGUUGACAUGAGCUUCGACACUGACCUCAUCGAAGAAUUUGUAUACCCAGUGGACGAGCCGUUCGCCCCUGCUCUGGCUGACACCAACUGGUUCGGCGCUGACAGCGACGAGUUCGGCCACAGCGACGUUGAGAACGAUGACGAGCACGUGGAGACCAAGACGACGGUGAAGCCUGUGUCGAUGACCUCGCGCCUGUAUGAGAAGCUGACGAAGCUGUGGAACGAGAAGAACCAAGUGCUGUUGACUGUUCUAAACGGCAAGAACGAGGUGACUCGACGCUCUGUGGCUGACAUGAGCACGAUCCGCAAGGGAAUGUCUACUGGGGCUCUGUUCCCGACCACGGCGGCCAAUGCGGCGGCCACGUCGAACGACAAGUUGCUCGAGAAGCACGACCAGUCGGUCACGUUCCUGUACCCGCUGAGCGCGUUCUCGGAGGACCAGCGCUCGGCCGCCUUCCCCAAUGGUGCCUCCUCGGACCAAGUGUUCCUGGAGGUGUCAUGCCAGAUCAAUGGUGCGGUUAGCUCCGUGCUAUAGAGGGAGUGGCGAGGUAGGUAGACAUUCAAGUAUUAGGGAGCGCAAGCUUCGACUUCAUAUUUCGAUGUAGUGUAGUUUCUUUAUCUAUCAGGAGAACCAUAGAGCCAAAGGACAAGGCAAGAUAAUGGUUUCUUUGCUUUAUCAAAUCCGAUGUUGUGUCAUGCUUCGUAUUGUGCCUUCUGCCGAAACGGCCUCCGAAUUAAGGUCC